UUCAAUACUAUCUCAGUGUAUAAAGGGCUAGGCUGAACUGCAGUACAUUAUGCAAAGAUCGCUGAAGUACAUAUUAUAUUAACAAGUUCGGCAACGAGUAUAAAGAUGGUGGAUGUCAACGUUUAUGAUGUUCCAGAAACACCAGCUCUUAUUGAAAAGAAACGAAAUGGCAGCAGAAAUGGAGGAAGCGAAUUAAUCACACAUUCUCAUUUCAACAUUUCUCAAGGUGGAAAAUACUACUAUGGUGUGCAGAUUGUCACUGGCAAGCAAGUGGGAGCUGGGACAAGAGCCAAUGCAUAUGUGAUGUUGGUAGGAGACAAGGGGAAGACUAGAAAAUUGUCACUGCGUGGCUAUUUUGACUUUCUGCAACCUGUUUCCAGAGACACCUAUGAGACCCUGACUGUCACCACUGACAUUGAAUUGGGAAAGGUGCUGGUUGUGAUUGUUGGAUGUGACGGCAGCUGGUUGGAAGAUCAGUGGUAUGUGAGCUCAGUGACUGUUGUCAACUUGCAAAACAAGGAAAUAGACCAGUUUCCCUGUCAUCACUGGAUAGGAGGAGACAGCUAUGUCAGCAUUACAGCACACACAACUACCAAAAAAGAUGUUCUCGGCAAUGAGCUAUUGUUGAACCAGCGAGUCAGCCAGUUGAGUCAACGACAAGUAAUGUACAAGUGGCAGAAGUUUUCGGAGACAGGGAUCCCUUCUGGAAUUGACGAUUCAAGCAACCAAUUGCCCGCAGAUGAGCAGUUUGGAAUUGUCAAAAAUAUCGAUUUUACUACUGGAGCUUUGGACAGUGUUGCUAGUCUAAAAUUUGCCGGUCUCUUUGUGACAGCUGACAAUCUUCAUGCCUACGAGGUACUUGCGGAUAAACUGGGAGGAGAGAGGAAACUCUAUGAGGCUGGUCGCUGGACAACGGAUGUGGAGUUUGGACGACAAAUGAUGAACGGAGUUAAUCCAAUCAUUAUUAGAAAGUGCGAGAGUAUACCACCCAAUUUCUUUGUGACCAAUGAGAUGGUUCAGCCAUUACUUCAAGUCAGUCUUGAGCAGGAGAUGAAGGCUGGUCGCAUUUACAUAUGUGACAUGAAAUUCAUGGACGAUCUGAAGUCAAGAGAGGGCUACUUCAAUGUUGCUCCAAUCUGUCUGCUCCAUGUCAACAAGAGCAAGCAACUGGUUCCCAUUGCUAUCCAGCUGAAACAAGGUGUGAGAGAGGAAGAAAAGAUAGAUAAUCCGAUCUUCUUGCCCAGUGACAACUGGAUAGAUUGGCUCCUGGCUAAAAUAUACUAUCAGAGUGCACAUAGUCAAUUCCAUCAACUUUUCACCCACUACACUUCCUGCCACGCAACUAUGGAAGCAUACACUGUUGGCACUCAACGCAACCUCCCAGAUCCACAUCCCAUAUUCAAGCUCCUUCGACCACACUUCCGCUACACCAUGGGUAUCAAUACCCGUGCACGAGCCACCCUUAUCAAUCCUGGAGGAAUCAUUGAUCAAUUUUUUGGCAUUGGAGGAGAAGGUUUAGCUACUGCAUUCAAAAGGUGUGGAUCAACCUACAAUGUUCACACCAGCAACAUCAAGCGUUGGGCCAAGGAGCGAGGGGUGGAAAAUGCCGAGCAGCUGCCUGGCUACUACUAUCGAGACGAUGGGAUCAAAGUGUGGGAUGCUCUGGAGAGCUAUGCUAGCGAUAUCAUCAACGAGUUCUACCAGACAGAUGAGGAUGUUGUGAAUGACGAGGAACUGCAAGCAUGGGCACAAGAUAUUCACACCAAUGGCUUCCCUGGUUACCAUGGUGCCCCUGUCGGACAUGGCUUCCCCGAAAAAAUGAGUUCCAAGGAAGAGCUGGCACUUUACUGCACUCUGAUCAUGUUCACUGGAUCAGCCCAGCAUGCUUCUGUUAACUUCAAGCAGUACUCCUUCUACAAAUUUGUGCCAAAUUCUCCGUUUGGUGUUCGCCGACCACCACCUGCCAAGAAAGGUGUUGCAGAUUAUCAGUUCCUCCUGGACACUCUACCAGAUGAAGAUACUGCUAUCAGUAGCAUUGGUACAACACACCUCCUCUCUCAGUACAGCCAGAAUGAGGAGUUCCUUGGUGAUUUCAAGCAGCGCUUUAUGGAGAAGCAAGCUUCAAGAAUCACAGAAAAACUUAAAAACACCCUUCACAGUGUAUCAGGUGAUAUUGAGGUGCGGAACAAAGGCCUGGAUAUGGAGUAUACAUCAAUGCUACCUGAGAAAAUCCCGAACAGUAUCACUAUAUAGGGCAUAAUUAUAGAGUUCAGAUUGUAAUCAUAGAAUAUCAUACUUUCCGGCUAACGUAGUUUCAACUGUACAAGUAUAAUUAAUUUUUGUACAGAUGCCAUGGUAUAAUUAUUUUGAAAAGUCAACAA
Halichondria panicea is the source of this 2381-nucleotide messenger RNA. Its product is annotated as polyunsaturated fatty acid 5-lipoxygenase-like. Lineage: Eukaryota; Metazoa; Porifera; Demospongiae; Suberitida; Halichondriidae. The record is from RefSeq and is a predicted model, not a curated record. The coding region runs from base 106 to 2253 and encodes 715 amino acids. Gene Ontology annotation, molecular function: protein binding; oxidoreductase activity, acting on single donors with incorporation of molecular oxygen, incorporation of two atoms of oxygen; iron ion binding. Gene Ontology annotation, biological process: lipid oxidation. The transcript is spliced from 6 exons.